GCCCUCCCAUACGUCUGCCUGCUGAUCGCCAUGUUGUUCUUCAUCUAUGCCAUCAUUGGGAUGCAGCUCUUCGGAAACAUCGGCCUGGAUGACAGCACCCCCAUCAACCGACACAACAACUUCCACAAUUUCUUCAAUGCUUUGAUGCUCCUGUUCAGGAGUGCAACGGGGGAGUCAUGGCAGGAUAUCAUGCUGGCUUGCCUGAGUGAGAAGAGAUGUGAGGAGUCCUCGGAUCACCACUGUGGCACCGACUUUGCUUAUUUCUACUUCGUCUCCUUCAUUUUCCUGUGCUCGUUCCUCAUGCUGAACCUGUUUGUGGCCGUCAUCAUGGAUAACUUUGAGUACCUGACCAGAGAUUCGUCAAUCCUGGGCCCACACCAUCUGGAUGAGUUUGUGCGAGUCUGGGCUGAGUAUGAUCGCGCUGCCUGUGGAAGGAUUCAUUAUAAGGACAUGUACACAAUAGUGUGUAUGAUCGCGCCUCCCCUGGGACUGGGGAGGAAGUGCCCUUGUAGGGUGGCCUGCAAGCGUAAGAAUGCUUGGACGGAGCAACGAACGAUGUUCACAGCGCACGCGCCAAAGACGAACUGA
Hemiscyllium ocellatum (epaulette shark) is the source of this 588-nucleotide messenger RNA. RefSeq names its product probable voltage-dependent R-type calcium channel subunit alpha-1E. Gene Ontology annotation, molecular function: high voltage-gated calcium channel activity. The annotation marks the transcript as partial. The transcript is spliced from 6 exons. NCBI's taxonomy places the organism in Eukaryota, Metazoa, Chordata, Chondrichthyes, Orectolobiformes, Hemiscylliidae. Gene Ontology annotation, cellular component: voltage-gated calcium channel complex; membrane; neuronal cell body. Gene Ontology annotation, biological process: calcium ion import across plasma membrane; chemical synaptic transmission. The record is from RefSeq and is a predicted model, not a curated record.